UAGAUUAGUAGGACUUGUGUAUAAAAAGGCAAGUUGGCAAAUUUAUUGGUACAGUAAAAGAAAAGAAACAUCAUGAAAUCCAUCAUAGUCUUUGUGGUCCUAGUGUCCGGUUCUUUGGCCGGUCGUUUGAGCCACGAGAAAAAAGAGAAACUAUUUUCCUAUCACCAAGGCUGCGUAUCAAAAUCAGGCGUGGACAGAAAAAUUAUAACUCAGAUGAAACAGGGAAUGAGAUCAGAAGAUCCCAAAUUCAAGGAAUACCUGCUUUGCCUCUCGCAGAAAUUUGGCUUCCAGAACGAAGCAGGAGAGUUCCAAAGAGAAGUGAUGAGGGAAAAACUCACCCAGUAUGCAAGGAAUGCGUCCACUGUGGAUGCAGUCAUGGAGAAGUGCGUAGUACAAAAAGACUCUCCAGUGGAGUCUGCCUACCAUUAUUCAAUGUGCCACUAUGAUAUUUGUCGGGAUCAUGGACCUUUGUUCUAUGUGAUCAACAUUUCCGAGAAGAAGAAGGCGAUCUUCCACAGCUACCAAAAAGACUGCGCCGCAGAAUCUGGGGUUAACUCCACCAUUUUGGAAAACGCGCAAAAGGAGAUUUUCGAAGACGACCCCCUCUUGAAAAAGUACGCCUUCUGCUACUCCAAAAAAAUGGGCUUCCAAGACGAAAAUGGGAAAAUCGACGAGCAAUCGUUCAGAGGAAAACUGAAGGAACUGGUAGAAAACUACGAUGAACUCGAGAAGCUUGUCAGCACCUGCAAUGUUGAGAAAGAUAAUCCAGAAAAUACUGCUUAUGAGUUCUUCAAGUGUUUUUUGCAAAAUUCCCAUUUCAACGUGUACACUGUUACGAAUUGAUUGGACCGAAUGGAGAAACAGCAACUGGCUAUGAAGAUUUCCAAGUAGUUAUCUAAGAGUUUGAAGCUCAUAUUACAAUACGUACCUAUUAAGAUUGAUAAUUUAUUUAUAUAAGGUAUAUUUAUUUAUUAUUUUUACAUUUUCUCUUCAUGAAUAAAUAUUAUUCAAUUGAAA
Molecule: messenger RNA, 1017 nt
Organism: Leptinotarsa decemlineata (Colorado potato beetle)
Lineage: Eukaryota; Metazoa; Arthropoda; Insecta; Coleoptera; Chrysomelidae
Biological process (GO): sensory perception of smell
Molecular function (GO): odorant binding
Source: RefSeq, a predicted model, not a curated record